Molecule: messenger RNA, 1341 nt
Organism: Myripristis murdjan (pinecone soldierfish)
Lineage: Eukaryota; Metazoa; Chordata; Actinopteri; Holocentriformes; Holocentridae
Product: natterin-3-like
Exons: 3
Coding region: 78-1283 (401 amino acids)
Source: RefSeq, a predicted model, not a curated record
GGGCAAUAAGACUGUAGGCAGGUUUUAAAACUCAGCACACAACAGCACAUCGCCCCACUGCUGAGGAACCGGUCGAGAUGAGGUGGUGUGUUGCUGUCAUUGUGGCAGUGCUGCAGCUCUGCAGCCCAGCUCUGCUCACCGACCCGCUGCUCUACGUCUCCCAGCAGGAGGAGGGACCAGAAAACCCCACCAAGCCAUGGCUGAACCCCAAGCUGGAAGAUGUUGUUCCAUCUCUGGAAACCAGCAACCCACCUGAAAUUCAAGACAUCGCAGAAUCUGAGAUGACUUUAAGCUCUUUCCCCAUGUUUGGCGACAACAUCAACCUCAAGUGGGUCAAGUGGGACGGCUCCCUUCCAGAUGGCGCCGUCGCCAUCUUCAAUGGCUACACCGAACGCACUGACUACGUGUGCAAAGUCAACUGUGAGGCUGGAUUCUUCACUCCUAGCAAAGGGAACUUCUGCCAGUACCCCUACGCUGACAAAGAGUACGCCUCCUCCAAGUUUGAAGUGCUCGUCAAUGUGGACCACUUUGAGUUCCUGGAGUGGGUUGAAGAUUCGUACGGGUCGGUUCCCCAGCAUGCCGUCAGAACCUGCCCAGAUGUGGACAUCUACGUGGGCAAGAACAAAUACGGGCUUGGUAAGGUUGUGACCCAACACGAGGCCUUCUUCCUGCCCUGGGAGGGUGACGAGUACUGGUACAAGUCCUACCAGGUCCUGGCUAUCAACAGUGACGGCUACAGCCAGCACAUCUCCCACGUGCAGUACGGCAUCGACCAGAUGGAGCUGUUCCACCACCCUCCAGAGACCCUGCAGCUCGCAAAGGUCACCAACUUGGAAUGCAACAGCGUGGCGAAAACGGUAAGGCUGGAGAAGACCAGCACGGUGGAGAAGACCUGGGACAUCGGCAGAGAAACCCGCAACAGCUCCGUGUCCACCAUGACCGCCAAGGUGCCCAUCCUCGGCCCGGGGAACGUUGAAUUCACCAAGGAGCAGACGGUGAGCUUCUCAGAGGGGACGACCAUGGUGGAGUCCAUCAGUCACUCAGUCUCUGUGGAGCUCCUGGUGCCACCCAACCACUCCUGUGUCGUGAGGAUGGACGGGAGGAAGAUGACGGCUGACAUCCCCUUCGUCGGCAGGCUGAGCCGAACCAACCACAACGGCGAGACCCGCUGGACGAGUAUCACGGGCACCUACGACGGCGUGAGGGUCGGGGAGAUCAACGCUGUGGUGGAGAGAUGCCAGCCGGUCCCUGACGCCGUUCCCUGCUACAACAGUGAGGACUGAGGAUGUCUGACAAACUGGCCAUGAACUCUGAAUUUCUAACUUAAUGGACAAAAUAUCA